Molecule: messenger RNA, 1167 nt
Organism: Balaenoptera musculus (blue whale)
Lineage: Eukaryota; Metazoa; Chordata; Mammalia; Artiodactyla; Balaenopteridae
Gene: CDK5
Product: cyclin dependent kinase 5
Exons: 12
Coding region: 96-974 (292 amino acids)
Biological process (GO): axonogenesis; neuron apoptotic process; synaptic vesicle transport
Cellular component (GO): cytoplasm; nucleus
Molecular function (GO): cyclin-dependent protein serine/threonine kinase activity; ATP binding
Source: RefSeq, a predicted model, not a curated record
GGCAGGACCGGAGGCUGGAGUGCCGCCUCCUCUGCAACGCCGGGCCCGGAGUCUUAGAACCCAGGGCCCGCAAGGGUCCUCGCGCGGCUACCGCGAUGCAGAAAUACGAGAAACUGGAGAAGAUUGGGGAAGGCACCUAUGGAACAGUGUUCAAGGCCAAAAACCGGGAGACUCAUGAGAUCGUGGCUCUGAAACGGGUGAGGCUGGAUGAUGAUGAUGAGGGAGUGCCGAGUUCUGCCCUUCGGGAAAUCUGCCUCCUCAAGGAGCUGAAGCACAAAAACAUUGUCAGGCUCCACGACGUCCUCCACAGCGACAAGAAGCUGACUUUGGUUUUUGAGUUCUGUGACCAGGACCUUAAGAAGUAUUUCGACAGCUGCAAUGGUGACCUAGAUCCUGAAAUUGUGAAGUCGUUCCUCUUCCAGCUGCUGAAAGGCCUGGGAUUCUGUCACAGCAGAAACGUGCUACACAGGGACCUGAAGCCUCAGAACCUGCUCAUAAACAGGAAUGGGGAGCUGAAAUUGGCUGAUUUCGGUUUGGCUCGUGCCUUUGGGAUCCCUGUUCGCUGUUACUCAGCUGAGGUGGUCACGCUGUGGUACCGCCCGCCGGAUGUCCUCUUUGGGGCCAAGCUGUACUCCACGUCCAUUGACAUGUGGUCGGCGGGCUGCAUCUUCGCAGAGCUGGCCAACGCGGGGCGGCCCCUGUUUCCCGGCAACGACGUAGAUGACCAGCUGAAGAGGAUCUUCCGGCUGCUGGGGACACCGACCGAGGAGCAGUGGCCCGCCAUGACCAAGCUGCCAGACUAUAAGCCCUACCCGAUGUACCCAGCCACAACGUCCCUGGUGAACGUCGUGCCCAAGCUCAAUGCCACAGGGAGGGACCUGCUGCAGAACCUCCUGAAGUGUAACCCCGUCCAGCGCAUCUCGGCAGAGGAGGCCCUGCAGCACCCCUACUUCUCCGACUUCUGCCCCCCUUAGGCUCCAGGCCCCCGGCGGCCAGGCUGGGGCCUGGCCUAUUUAAGCCCCCUCUGGGGAGGGGAGGAAAGGCAGGAUGCACGGUGUGCCAAGCUCCAGCUGUGCUGGGCCCAGCCAGGGUGGAGGUGCCCUAACCCGUGUUCUUCACUCCCUCCGUGGACUUUAUUUAAUUUCAUAAAUUGGCUCCUUUCCCACA